This is a messenger RNA of Amphimedon queenslandica, 442 nucleotides long. RefSeq lists its product as uncharacterized. NCBI's taxonomy places the organism in Eukaryota, Metazoa, Porifera, Demospongiae, Haplosclerida, Niphatidae. The annotation marks the transcript as partial. The transcript is spliced from 2 exons. The record is from RefSeq and is a predicted model, not a curated record.
UUGUCAGAGGGAUAUCAAGAGACCUUUAAACGCUACCAGACUUUCUUGUUCCGUUGUAAAGGACUCUACACAUCAACCAGCAAAGAAAUAGAGGAACUAGCAAAGAAGGGCAUGUGCAGUUUUAAACCAGUCAAGUCCAGUGGCGAUCCUAAUCUUCUCUUCAUUCCAACUAACCUUCAUCUACAAAAACUUCACGUUCUCUCGUCAGAGAAUAAACACAGAGAGAGCCUAGAGACAAGCACUAGUGCUAAUAAUAAGAAGAAAGAUGGUGCCUAUUGUUUUGUGACGAUGGGAUCUCCGACAGCCUCUAAUAGUUCUUAUGGCAGUAGAUCCCCAGGGGGUAGCAAAGGGCUUAAGAGUGUCAUUUCUUCUCUAAAGUCUUCUCCUAGUUUCCUGCCUCAGAAGGUAUCGACAACUGCUGGGCUCGUCCUCUCUGAAUUAU